AUGGUGCACCUCCUUUGCGGGUUCGCGGCUUCGCUCAUUGUCGUCGCGCUGCCCAUUUCCUUGGUCUUUUUCCCGAAAGAGUACCACCCAGAAGGAGAAUCCGAGGGCGGCGAGUAUGAUGUUAGUCCGGGACCACAGCUGGACGCGACCGCUGGGGCCGAUGGUGAUCAAGCAGACCUUCUUCCGGCCGACCGCCCGAAUCCACCGCCGGCGAAGAAAGAAAAGUACUGGCUGCUUCCCUGGGAUUUUGCACGAAAAGGCACGCUGUCAAGUGUGUGUCAGCGAGGCGAUAGCACGGAGGGUAAGAUUUUCACGACCGGUCUGGUGAUAGCUGAAAUUUGCGUACUGCUGUCGCGCUACACACUGAUCGUGUACGAUCGUAGCUGCAGCGGGUUGAGCAACGAGGACGUCAAACUUGACGUCAUUUCCACCGAGUCUUUUACCGAUCUGGCGCUUCGUGUGGUUUGGCUGAUCGUUCCGCCUGUCCUCAUGAUCAUCACGGCUGCGGUGCCGAGCAACAGUUUCAGGACGAACGCUCCGAACGCAGCACCGACGACGACGGCAGGACAGGCAGCAGGUUCGGGAAGUAGCAACGACCGAAAUCGGGUUUCGGUGAUACAUGAGGAGCAUACUCGGAGUUGGUCGCAGGCGCUUCAUAGAACUGUUCUUGCCGCGAUGGGGCUCCGCUUAAUUUUCGAAACGCGGCAAUUGUUUGAAGAAGGUAUGGACAUCCCGGCGGUUCUGUUUGGGGUAUCAGAUCCACUGGAUGAGAAGGAGUUAGCAUUCUGGGUCAGCGCGGGCGACCAACAAGUGGUGAGGCGAUGCACGGACCCAAGAGCGCGGACUUUCUGGAUACAGGCGUAUCGGGGCUAUCAUUUGGGUCGAGUGGUGUGCCUCUUUCUCGGGUGGCUCUUUUCACUACUUUUCUCGGUCCUGGUCUUCACCGCCGACCGCUCGGCUGACGACCAUCCAGACGGUGUUGUGGCCUAUCUCGAAGGCGGGCGUCUGGUUCCACACUCGGCGAGCCUGAUUCUUCCGCGCCUCGCGUUUACGACCGAAAUUCUUGCCAUGCUCACGGUGCAGGUGCUGCCCCUCUGGCCCGUUCUUCUGAAGGUAAUGCGGUACUUUGCAAACGUCGCGUCCUGGAUCCCGCCACUGACGCCGUUCGCAACUCUGCGGGAAAUUUCGUACUGGUUUGUGGCUUUGGAUCUGCCAAAGUGCGGUCAUUAUUUUGAUGCGCAAAAAAAUUGUGAAAAGCCUAUGGACAAGAUAUCUUCAUAUGUCGCGCCCACUUUUAACACAUCUUCUGUCUCCUGGUGGGAGCAUAGCUGGAUAGUAUAAAUGACGGUCGUGGGUGCGAAGGCCUUUGGGCCGUGCCGAAAGGAAAGAGACCGCGCUUCAAAUGGAAGAAGUCGUCGGCAUACCGCUGCGGGCGGACGAU
Messenger RNA from Amoebophrya sp. A120, 1441 nucleotides. Lineage: Eukaryota; Dinophyceae; Syndiniales; Amoebophryaceae. The record is from the annotation of a GenBank genome assembly.